AUGAGGCCCAGGCCAGGCCAGGUGGGUCGUGGGGCCCCCUGGGGGCAGAGCCCUGGCCACAGGCAGUGCUGGCCCCUGAUACUGCUGAGCCUGGCCAUGGGUGCCCAUGGCCUGCUGCCCCCAACGGCAGCACCGCGGGGCAGGACCCCGGGCCCUGGAGCCCCAGGAAGAAGCAGCCCUUGGAGCGUGUGGGACAGCAGGUUCCCACUCCGACCCGGCCCCCGGGGGGCAGGCCCCAGGUGCUGGCCUGGUGGGUUUUGGUCCGAGACUCAGUCACCAUGGUACGUCUUCAGCGAAGGGACCCAGCUCACCGUCCUAGGUCAGCCCAAGUCUGCGCCCUCGGUCAGUCUGUUCCCACCCUCCAAUGAGGAGCUCAGCGCCAACAAGGCCACACUGGUGUGUCUCGUCAGUGACUUCUACCCCAGCGACUUGACAGUGGCCUGGAAGGCAGACGGCACCGCCAUCACCCAGGGCGUGGAGACCACCAAGCCCUCGAAACAGAGCAACAACAAGUACGUGGCCAGCAGCUACCUGACGCUGACACCUGACAAGUGGAAAUCUCACAGCAGCUUCAGCUGCCAGGUCACGCACGAAGGGAGCACCGUGGAGAAGACAGUGGUCCCCAAAGAGUGUUCUUAGGUCCCUGAGUCUCCCCCACUCUAGGGGACUUGGAGCUGCAGGAUCC
Molecule: messenger RNA, 685 nt
Organism: Diceros bicornis minor
Lineage: Eukaryota; Metazoa; Chordata; Mammalia; Perissodactyla; Rhinocerotidae
Gene: IGLL5
Product: immunoglobulin lambda like polypeptide 5
Exons: 3
Coding region: 1-639 (212 amino acids)
Biological process (GO): positive regulation of T cell activation; immunoglobulin production involved in immunoglobulin-mediated immune response; antigen processing and presentation of exogenous peptide antigen via MHC class II
Cellular component (GO): MHC class II protein complex
Molecular function (GO): MHC class II protein complex binding
Source: RefSeq, a predicted model, not a curated record